Molecule: messenger RNA, 705 nt
Organism: Colletotrichum orchidophilum
Lineage: Eukaryota; Fungi; Ascomycota; Sordariomycetes; Glomerellales; Glomerellaceae
Exons: 3
Coding region: 1-705 (234 amino acids)
Source: RefSeq, a predicted model, not a curated record
AUGAAGUCCGCUGUCAUCCUCACCACCUUCCUGGCUAUGGCCAUGGCCAACCCCGUUGCCAUCGCCAACGUCGACAACACCAACACUGUCGCCAAGCGCAACGUCGAGAUCCAUGCCCGCCAGGUCGGCGGCAUUCCCCUCUCCACUCUCCCCGGCUUGGGUUCCUUGAGCGGCCUUGGCCUUCCUGGCAUCCCAAAUCUUCCCAUUACCCCGCAAAACGUUGUCUCGGUCCUCACCUCCCUCCUGGCGGGUGUUCUCAGUGUUGUUGGCAAUAUCCGCCAGGGUGUUCCCGGUGCCAGCACCAUCCCCGGUCUGCCCGCAAUUCCUCCCCUCAGCGGCGUUUCUAUUCCCGCUGUCGGCAACGGUACUCUCAGCUCGGACCAAAUUUCGGCUUUACUCGGUGCCCUCCUGGUCCAGGUCAACAACGUUAAUGCCAUCGGCAGCAACCUUCCCGGUGGCCUAAGCGGGACUCAACUCCAGCAGAUCCAGGCUAUUAUUUCCACCAUCCAGGCCCAAAUCACUCCCCUUAUCUCUGGAAAUGGCCUCCCUUCCCUUCCCGGCCUUUCCACUGGCGGUCUUCCCAACCUUGGCAGCCUCUCCACCGCCACCUCCGGUCUCUCCGGUGUCCUCAGCAUCUUGACUACUCUUCUCGGACCCCUCCUCGGUGGCCUCCUCGGUGGCCUUGGUGGCAUCGGCCGCGUCUAA